Molecule: messenger RNA, 3933 nt
Organism: Symbiodinium pilosum
Lineage: Eukaryota; Dinophyceae; Suessiales; Symbiodiniaceae
Source: the annotation of a GenBank genome assembly
AUGGCUGAUGACAAACAGAUACUGUUGCUGGCAAAAAUAGACCCGGAGGUUGGCGAGCCGAAAGCUGACGAUCUUUAUAAUCUCGGAACCGUAGCAACCAUUCUACAACUGCUUAAACUACCCGACGGCACGGUUAAAGUGCUGGUUGAGGGCGGACAGCGCGCCAGUGUUGCAGAAUUUAACUUCAGCGAAGAUUACAUACAGGCAAGCGUUACGUUACACGACGAGCCCGAAAUCGAUUCCCGUGAGGGAGACGCCCUGGCACGCACGCUGUUGGCUCAAUUCGAACAAUACGCUCAAGCCAGUAAAAAAGUGCCUCAGGAAGUUCUAUCUUCACUUUCCAGUAUUGACGACCCGACACGCCUGGUAGACACCAUUGCAGCGCAAAUGUCAUUGAACAUCAGUGAUAAACAAGCUGUUUUAGAGGCAUUACCACUGCAGGAACGGAUGGAUCUGCUGCUUGAAUUGAUGGAUGCAGAACUCGACGUUCUUGAAAUGGAAAAGCGUAUUCGCGGGCGCGUUAAAAAGCAGAUGGAGCAAAGCCAGCGCGAGUACUAUCUGAAUGAGCAAAUGAAAGCCAUCCAGAAAGAAAUGGGCGAAAAUGAGCAGGGUGAAGUCGAGGAACUGCAGAAAAGCAUCGACAACUCCGGAAUGCACAAAGAAGCCAAAGAAAAAGCCCAGGCUGAGUUAAAUAAACUUAAGUUGAUGGCGCCCAUGUCUGCCGAAGCUACCGUUGUUCGUAGCUACCUCGACUGGAUCGUCAACGUACCGUGGCAGAAGAAGAGCCGGGUACGCAAAGACCUUGCAGCAGCACAGAAAAUUCUUGAUGAAGAUCACUACGGCCUAGAAGAAGUCAAAGACCGUAUAAUUGAAUACCUUGCGGUACAGAACCGCGUAUCGCGCAUGAAAGGACCGGUACUUUGUCUUGUUGGUCCACCCGGCGUGGGUAAAACCAGUCUUGGCGAAAGCAUUGCACGGGCUACAAACAGAAAAUUUGUACGCAUGGCCCUGGGUGGCGUGCGGGAUGAAGCGGAAAUCCGCGGCCACCGCCGGACCUACAUUGGUUCGAUGCCAGGCAAAGUCAUCCAGAAAAUGUCCAAGGCUGGCGUUGCCAACCCUCUGUUUCUGCUUGAUGAAAUUGACAAGAUGGGUAUGGAUGUUCGCGGCGACCCGGCGAGCGCACUAUUAGAAGUGUUAGAUCCUGAACAGAACAACACGUUCAACGAUCACUACCUUGAAGUCGACUAUGACUUAUCCAAGGUGUUUUUUAUCUGCACCUCGAACUCGAUGAACAUACCCGCGCCGUUACUCGAUAGAAUGGAAGUGAUCCGCUUACCGGGUUAUACCGAAGACGAAAAGCUGAAUAUCGCCAAGCGUUACCUGGUACCGAAACAGACCAAAGCCAACGGAUUAUCUAAGGGUGAGUUGGAAAUUACCGAUGAAGCCUUAUUGGACAUUGUCCGCUACUACACCAAAGAAGCGGGUGUGCGCGGUUUAGAGCGGGAAAUUGCGAAGCUGGCACGCAAGAUCGUGAAAGCCCACGCGCUAAAAAAAUCCAAGGGUGCUGCUCGUAUUGAUGCUGACGACCUUGAAGAAUACAGCGGCGUGCGGCGCUUCAGUUAUGGUUUAGCCGAAGAGGAAAACCACAUCGGUUUGGUCACCGGUUUAGCCUGGACCCAGGCCGGCGGUGAAUUACUAAACAUCGAAGCCGUUGCAGUGCCGGGCAAAGGGAGGCAGACAAAAACCGGCUCCCUGGGCGACGUAAUGCUUGAAUCGAUUCAGGCGGCACUGACAUUUGUUCGCAGUCGCUCGGUCUCGUUAGGACUCGCCGAGGACUUUCACGAAAAAUUCGACUUGCAUGUGCAUGUGCCGGAAGGCGCAACACCUAAAGAUGGGCCCAGCGCAGGCAUCGGCAUGUGCACCGCGGUUGUCUCCGUGGUUACUGGUAUCCCCGUACGCGCCGACGUCGCCAUGACAGGUGAAAUCACCCUGCGCGGCCAGGUAUUGCCCAUAGGCGGCCUGAAAGAGAAAUUACUCGCCGCACACCGUGGCGGUAUCGCGCAUGUCAUUAUUCCCGCCGACAAUGAAAAAGACCUGAAAGAGAUACCUGACAACGUCAAAGCUAACCUGACCAUACACGCCGUCAAGUGGAUGGAUGAAGUUCUCGAAAUUGCGCUCGAGCGUGUUCCGCAGCCAAGAUUGAUAGAUACUGAGACGGCAGCACAGGGUGACAAUCAGUCCGAAACCCGCGCAAUGUCGGUAUCCAACAAAUACCCGCUAAGCAAUACACAAGAGGGGCUUAAUGUGAAUAAAGCAGAGUUGAUUGACCGCAUCGCGGAAUCAUCAGAUAUAUCCAAAGCGGCCGCAGGCCGUGCAUUGGACGCCGCGAUCGACGCAAUUACUGACUCGUUGAAAGAUGCAGAUCCGGUAUCGCUGGUUGGUUUCGGUACCUUCCUGGUUCGGGAGCGCGCCGCGCGCACCGGGCGCAACCCACAAACAGGCGCUGAGAUUCAGAUUGCAGCUGCCAAAGGCACCGGUUUCAAAAUCCUGGUAGGUGCCAUCAUUGUGGUGCUGACGCUAUUUGGAUUUGGUGCUACCAACUUGUUCAUGGGCGGUGAUCCUGAACUUGCCCAGGUGGGCAGUUUUUCCAUCACUCAGAACCAGCUGGCGACUGAGACAGAACGCGAGCGGCAGCGAUUACUGAGCCAGAUGGGUCCAGACUUUGACCCCAGCAACAUCGAUCGAUUGCAGCUGCAGGAAUACGUCCUGCAACAAUUAAUCAAUCGCCAGGUGCUUUACCAGGCGACAGAUGAGCUGGGCAUUGCCGUUUCUCCAGAGACCGUCAACGAUGAGUUGAUCAACAGUCCAGCUUAUCAGGUUGAUGGUCAGUUCAAUGAAGCGAUCUACAGGCAGCAGCUAAGAGCGCUCGGUUACACGCCGUUAUCCUUUGUUGAAGAAUUCAGCAACGCACUAAGCGCAGAAACGCUGCAAGCCGGCGUCUACGGAUCUGUCAGCAUGCCCGAUUGGGAACUUGCGGAAAUUGUGAGAAUAAUUUCUCAACGGCGGGACAUCGCCUACCUCCCUCUGACGGUUGAACAAUUCAGCGAAAGUGUCGAAGUCACCGAGGAUGAGGUCACACUGCGUUACAACGAGAAUCAGAGUGACUACAUGACGCCCCUUACCGUUGACGUCAGCUACCUGCAGAUGAGUGCGGAAGAUCUGGUGGACGACAGUUCAAUUGAAAUCACCGAAGCGGACCUUCUGAGUCUGUAUGAGGACGAACGCGCACUUGCACUGGCAGACGAGCAACGUGAUAGCGCUCAUAUCCUGAUUCAGAUCAAUCAGGACCGCAGCGACGCAGAAGCGCUUGCUGCCAUUACAGAUAUCCAGAACCGUAUCGCCGCCGGAGAAGAUUUUUCUGAGCUGGCUAAACAAUACAGUGAAGAUGCGGGUUCUGCUGUCGCUGGCGGCGACCUCGGGCCCGCGGGUAAAGGCAUAUUUGACCCGGCCUUUGAGAACGCUUUGUGGAACUUACAGGAACCUGACGACAUCUCCGAACCUGUGCUUACGAAUUUUGGUUACCACCUUAUUCAGCUUAAAAAUAUUGUUGUACCCGAGUACCCUGAGUUCGACACGAUGAAGGAGCAGUUGACGCUCAGAGCGCGUGAAAUUCAGGCUCAGGAUCUGUUUAUUGAUAAAGCUCUGGAACUGGAAAGGGCUGCAUAUGAUGAGCGUUUUUCAUUAGACAACACAGCCGCCACGAUGGGUUUAUCCGUCACAAAAGUGCCAGGCGUCAGUCAGUCCGGUGGCAAUGAAGACCCAUUACUGUUGCUGAUGAAAUACGUGGUGACCUGGUGCGCGAAAAAGCGCUCGCAGCAAUUGAGGCAGCAAAAGCAGAAGGCAUGCAACGUCUCUCCGCGGGAGAAAGCGUGA